Molecule: messenger RNA, 576 nt
Organism: Apis laboriosa (Himalayan honeybee)
Lineage: Eukaryota; Metazoa; Arthropoda; Insecta; Hymenoptera; Apidae
Gene: Rpp20
Product: ribonuclease P protein subunit p20
Exons: 3
Coding region: 65-532 (155 amino acids)
Biological process (GO): tRNA 5'-leader removal
Cellular component (GO): nucleus; nucleolar ribonuclease P complex; ribonuclease MRP complex
Molecular function (GO): nucleic acid binding
Source: RefSeq, a predicted model, not a curated record
AUCAAUAAAAAUAUUUCUUUAAGAACAAAUAAACAAUAAAAAAUAGCAUGUAGAAUUUGUCAGAAUGGCCGAUGUGCACGAAUGUUCUAAAUUGAAAAUAAAUUUUCUAAGAGAAAAGAAUAAAUCCAUAGCAAAACGUAAGAAAUUAUUAUCUUCUGAUUAUAUUAUUAAAAAAAGACAACCUUUUGAUACAAAAAAAAAACGCGAUAAAGACAUAUUUAUUACUAAUAAAACAAACUUUAAGGCUCAAUUGAAAAAGUGUGAAAAACUGUUAAACAAUGGCAAUUUUGAAGUGAUUAUUCAUGGUCUUGGUUCUGCUAUACAAAAAGCAUGCAGCUUGGCUUUACAAUUAAAGGAAAUACAUUAUGGUGGUAUAGAACUAGAUAUCAAGACAUCUACAAUAUCAAUUAUUGAUGAUUUUGAACCUCUUGAUGAUAAUGCAGAUUAUGAAACAAUUAAUCGAAAUAAUUCAGCAAUACAUAUUCGCGUUUAUAGAAAAUUUUCAAUAAGUACCCUUAAAUAUCAAGAAUAAAAUAUAAUUUUUCAAAAAAUAUUGAAGAUUUUUUAAUAAAUAUA